UAUGUCUCAAUCUGGAUUAAAUUGUGGGCGAUAGUCUCAGUCCUUCAGCAAAGUGUGAUUAAAAGACACUUCUAUGGGUCAAGACUGUUCUGGAGAACUGUGAUAUAAGCUAGGGGACAUAAGGGUGGAAGUGUUUUGGGAUCAGCUUGUUGGGAGCCUCCUGGUGUGAAAGACAGCGCUUCACUGGGCGGCCAAGCAGGGACGUCUGGAGGCUGUGGACAUGAUGCUGCGCUCUGGAGCCGACGUCAACGUCAGAUCGGGUUACACGGCUCUUCAUCUGGCCUCCAUCCAUGGACGAGAGGAUAUCGUUCAGACCCUCAUCAGCAAAUACAAUGCUAAAACCACUAUCAGAGAUUACCAUGGAAAGACAGCCGUCCAGUACUGGGGGGGCUGCCCAGACAUCUUUAACAAAGCAGAACCUCAAACAGGUGGGAGGUUUGGCUCCAGCCGCCGGACGCAACGCUUUGCUCUUCCAUCACUGCGUCUGUCUCGCUCUCGCAGUCAAGGACAGCUCCAGCUGGGGUUUGGGGCAGUGCACCAGUCGGCAUCUUAUGAAGCCUUGGACCUGCAUGUUUGACCUCCUGCUAGAGUUUUGGGAAUU
Messenger RNA from Cyprinodon variegatus (sheepshead minnow), 601 nucleotides. RefSeq names its product ankyrin repeat domain-containing protein SOWAHA-like. Bases 221 to 577 code for a protein of 118 amino acids. Lineage: Eukaryota; Metazoa; Chordata; Actinopteri; Cyprinodontiformes; Cyprinodontidae. Gene Ontology annotation, molecular function: protein binding. The record is from RefSeq and is a predicted model, not a curated record. The transcript is spliced from 5 exons.